Coffea eugenioides is the source of this 2396-nucleotide messenger RNA. RefSeq names its product probable carboxylesterase 16. The transcript has 2 exons. NCBI's taxonomy places the organism in Eukaryota, Viridiplantae, Streptophyta, Magnoliopsida, Gentianales, Rubiaceae. The record is from RefSeq and is a predicted model, not a curated record. Gene Ontology annotation, molecular function: hydrolase activity. The coding region runs from base 550 to 1962 and encodes 470 amino acids.
GACCCCCAGGAAGAAGAUCAAUCCUCUUCCUCUGGGGAAUUACCAACGACAAAAUAUCACAACAGCCACAGUUCCCCAGGAAACAUCCGAAAAGUAAAACUUACACUGCUACUAUUUGCGCCUUACUGCUGUUGUUGAUUGGAAAAACGAGAUACUAAAAGAAAGGAGAUACUAAAUACGAGUAGUAGUAAGUAAGUAAGUAUGUCCAUUCCAUGAAAAUGAUAACGAUGAUAAAUUUGUAAUCUUCUCCAGCCACCGUCUUUUUUUGCCACCUCUCUUCCUCCCUCUCCCUCUCUCUACUCCAAUCAUCGGUUUGGACGGUAACCUGCAUCCCAAAAGAAAAACUAAACCCCAAAAAAAAAAAAAAGGUGCAAUCUUGCCGUUUGUCAGAGCCCGAGAUUCAAUUCCUGACUUCACUUGGAUGUUGUGAAUCGGAGUUUCGAAUCUAGUCAGCUCAAUUCAAUCUUUUCCGUCGGAAAAUCGGUAUUUUCCCUGGGUUGUUGCGGUAAACAUGUCUUUGUUAUCGAGAUAAAGAUUAGAAUUAGGGAAAUGCCGAGCGUCGGUUUGAAAUUGUACAGUAUCUAUUUUAAGUUUAUGCUGAAGCAACGGUUGCAGAACCGACUGCAAAACCCUCAAGCCGAUGAUGGCCUCAGCUCAUCCUUUGGAGUCACCUCUCGUCCUCGUGAGGAGUCCAUCGCCGCCGCCAAUCCUUCCUUCACCGACGGAGUUGCCACCAAGGACAUCCACAUCGACCCCUUGACCUCUCUUGCCCUUCGAAUCUUUCUUCCUGACUCCUGCCACGAUUCCGCUUUCAAGUCCCAAUCCAUCAAAUCAAGGGCUAAGGAUAUUCGACCAUUCGAUUAUUCUGAUCCCAGAUCCGAUCCGAACCAACUUCUUCUCCGGCGGAACAGCUAUGGCUCUGCCAAUGGAGUCACUACCACGACGCCGACCGUGACCGUCCGGACUCAGAAUCAUCGGAGAAAUAGCUAUGGCUGUAGCAGUGACGAUGUCAAUUUGAAAUCGGAUAGUGGGGUUUACGGAGGAUAUAAUCCUGGAAACAAAAAUUGUCGAAAAUUGCCCGUUAUGUUGCAGUUUCACGGUGGAGGGUUCGUGAGUGGGAGCAAUGCUUCGGUGGCGAAUGAUUUGUUUUGCAGGCGGAUUGCCAAGGCGUGUGAUGUCAUUGUGUUGGCUGUUGGUUACAGGUUAGCCCCUGAGAAUCGGUAUCCGGCUGCAUUCGAGGAUGGGUUGAAGGUGCUGCAUUGGUUGGCUAAGCAGGCCAACUUGGCCGAAUGUAGCAAGUCCUUGGGGAGCAAGCGGGGCGGUGGGCCAGAUUUGAGAAAGUCAGAUGUUCAUGGGCACAUUGCAGAUGCAUUUGGGGCAUCCAUGGUGGAGCCAUGGUUGGCUGCUCAUGGCGAUCCAUCAAGAUGUGUUCUACUUGGUGUGAGUUGCGGGGGUAAUGUUGCUAAUUAUGUGGCUCGAAAAGCCGUAGAAGCAGGAAAGCUUUUGGACCCAGUCAAGGUGGUGGCUCAGGUUUUGAUGUAUCCAUUUUUCAUUGGAAGUGUUCCGACACAUUCUGAAAUAAGACUAGCAAACUCCUAUUUGUAUGACAAGUCUAUGUGCAUACUUGCGUGGAAACUAUUUCUCCCCGAGGAACAGUUCAACCUGGAUCAUCCUGCCGCUAACCCACUUCUCCCUGACCAUGGACCACCUUUAAAGCAGAUGCCCCCAACAUUGACAGUUGUAGCAGAGCAUGACUGGAUGAGAGACCGGGCUAUUGCUUAUUCACAAGAGCUGCGAAAGGUGAAUGUUGAUGCUCCUGUUUAUGAGUACAAGGAUGCAGUUCAUGAAUUUGCAACUCUUGGUAUCCUUCUUGGUAGUCCUCAGGCACAAGCUUGUGCUGAGGACAUUGCCAUCUGGGUGAAGAAGUAUAUAUCACUCCGAGGUCAUGAGUUCUCUUACUGAGUUGGGUGUAUCUUCCUGCAACGACAGUCUUCACAAUAGACUUGUCAUCAGAGUGCAUGCCGUUGUGGUUUGUACCUGGUUCUUGAGGUGUCUUCUGGUUGAAGAGUAUACAGCAUCCUGUACGACGGCUAUUAUGUUAUAGCUGCUGAUGCUGAGGGUUCAGUUAUGGUUCAACUGCACAUGAAGCUGUAUACCAUGGUGUUUUAAGUCUGGCUCUUGUAGUAUCAAAUACUUUUGAGGUUGUGUUUAUUUCUUUUGUUCUUUCUUUCUUUUUGUAAGAUAGACACUUGCCAGAGCCCAGGAUUCCAUUGAAUUUUGUCGAGCCACGAGGUUUGUGUUUAAAAGUACCAUGGUGGACGGUGAUGGCAGAAUUUUCCCAUGUAUUAACUGUACUAGUACUUGUGAUUAAUAGAAUCGACAUUUUCAUUUUUCAA